Acytostelium subglobosum LB1 is the source of this 1101-nucleotide messenger RNA. RefSeq lists its product as hypothetical. The record is from RefSeq and is a predicted model, not a curated record. The coding region runs from base 1 to 1101 and encodes 366 amino acids. The transcript has a single exon. Lineage: Eukaryota; Evosea; Eumycetozoa; Acytosteliales; Acytosteliaceae.
AUGAUCAAACUGAUUGGCGAGAUUGACGUGGACAUGGACAGGUUGCCACUGGCAUCACCCUCUGUUGCCCCAGAUCUGAGCACAUUGAUUCUUCAAAGGGUCGUGUCAUACCUUGUGCAUGACAAGUGCACACAUACUCGUUGGAAGGUGCGUUCGCUUGCCACAGUGUCGAAGCUAUUCUUCAGGACGUGUUCGAGUAUCCUGAGCAAACAGGUCGUCCGAUCAAUUGGGAUUGCCUCACAAAUCACCCAUCUGGGCGCAGACCAGUGUCUCUUCACACAGACGCCACUCCACCUCAAGACAAGCGACCUUGUUCAUAUACCCCCACAGCAUAUUGUGCAGUGUCUGGAUCGCGUCGAAUCUUUGGUCGUUCCGUUCUGCAUUGAUAACUCUGACAGCAUGAUCUACUAUUGCAACCUGGUGCAGUGCCGCAACCUCAGACAACUGCGCAUCAUACAACAACAGGAAGACGUCUAUGACCACCACAUUCUCAACCGGAUACGUGACAAACAUGGGGAGUCCCCCUUCAUUGAGGAUAUGGGAGUGAACAUGGGUCACAUGUGGCAAGAGGAGGACGGCGAAUAUGAUCAGCGUGGCGAUGACAAUAACGAUGGGCCAUCAUUCGAACAAAGAAUAAUGCAAAACUACAUUGUUGGCAAUCCCUCGCUCGAGUACGUCAAGAUCCGAGUGUCCGACCACUCAUCAUUCGUUUGCCAGCGCUUCCUCGAAGUGCUCUCCAACACAGACGCCUCGAUCAAGGUCUCAAUAGGGAUUGCUAGCUCGACAUCACCUCCCGUCGCCCUCCCCGACACCAUGGCAUCCAAGGUGAAUUCUCUCUCGCUUGUCCAACAUGUGCAAUCCCAACCACUCAACUUCUCCAACAUCACCUCUCUGACGCUCUCGGACCGUCGUUGUUUAUUACCGCUCGACGAGGACCUCAGAGUGUUCUAUCAAAUGUCGGCCAAACUGUGCAAGGUGACGCUGAAACUCGUGGACCUGAACCAUGCACUGUUGUUCCUUGCGGCCACCUCGGCCAACACACACAUCUCCUCCAUCUCGAUCAGGUUGUUCCUGUGCAGUUCCCGCACGUUAGCACGGUGA